Molecule: messenger RNA, 384 nt
Organism: Onychomys torridus (southern grasshopper mouse)
Lineage: Eukaryota; Metazoa; Chordata; Mammalia; Rodentia; Cricetidae
Product: phospholipase A2-like
Exons: 4
Coding region: 1-384 (127 amino acids)
Biological process (GO): phospholipid metabolic process; fatty acid biosynthetic process; positive regulation of fibroblast proliferation
Molecular function (GO): calcium ion binding; phospholipid binding; signaling receptor binding
Source: RefSeq, a predicted model, not a curated record
AUGACGGAGUACAGCCUCUAUGGUUGCUACUGUGACUAUGCCACCAGGACCAAUGUGUUGGCAGACUUAGACAGGUGCUGCCAGAUUCGUGACAACUGCCACAAUCAUGUCAAGAAGCUGGAAAACUGCAAAUCCCUCAUAGACAACCUCAACAUCUUCUACUCAUACUCGUGCUCUGGGAAUGAGGUCACCUGCAGGGGCAGAAACAACACCUGUGAGAACUUGAUCUGCAACUGUGACCGCCAGGCUGCCAUCUGCUUCUCCCAGGCUCCAAACAACAAGGGGAACAAAGAGGAAAACAAUGCCUGUGAGGCCUUUGUGUGCAACUGUGACCGCCAGGUCGCCAUCUGCUUCUCCAAACAGGACAAUGACAUGCGCUGUUAG